Molecule: messenger RNA, 3705 nt
Organism: Cydia splendana
Lineage: Eukaryota; Metazoa; Arthropoda; Insecta; Lepidoptera; Tortricidae
Product: scavenger receptor class B member 1-like
Exons: 13
Coding region: 212-1768 (518 amino acids)
Cellular component (GO): membrane; cytoplasm
Molecular function (GO): scavenger receptor activity
Source: RefSeq, a predicted model, not a curated record
GUAAGUCAUUGGUCACAGACCAUAACAAGUCGCGCGCGCAUCGGUCGUCGCGCGGUUCAAAACUCGCGGGCCUUCGGAAUUCGAGUGACAACCGACAGUAUGUGAACGCGAGUGUGAUUAUGAAAAUUGGAAACAGUGUUUUUUUGAAAGAAAAAGAAGCGGAAGAAUUUUUUUUAUUUAAUUUCAGUGGAUCGAAUGCUGCCAAUGAGCCAUGGCGCUCAACACGACUCGAGAAGCCAAGUUGAUGGCGAGGAGAAGACUGAUGAUCGCCUUCUUUGUUGGAGUUCUGUGCAUCAUCAUAUCAGCGAUACUGAUGGCCAUCAAUCCCGUCCACAUCAUAGCUAAGUUUCAAACACGCAUAGCCCCAAACUCCCUCCCAUACCACCUACUCCAGUCCGAAGUGGAGGGGGUCCACGUGAAGGCGUACCUCUUCAACGUCACCAACCCCGUGGAGUUCCUGAGCGGGAGGGACCGUAACAUGAAGAUGCAAGAGAUCGGCCCUUUUAGCUACAAAGAACUUCGCUCCAACGAUGAUUUAGAGCUGGACCUAGAAGAAGGUGUGGUGCGAUACACGCCCAACGUGAAUGUAGAAUUCGUUCCUGAGGAGUCUGUCGGGCGACCAGAGGACAUCAAUGUCACCAUACCUAACAUUGCUAUGCUGAGCAUGACGGCCAUGAUGUCCUCAUACCCAUUCUGGACGCGGUUCGGCUACAACGCCUUCCAGAAGCAGGUCGAUUCACGAGCAAUCAUAACUGUCCCGGCACACGAGUACUUGUGGGGGUACGACGAAGCCCUCAUCACCAUGGGAAACACGUUCAUGCCCGGAUGGAUACACUUCUCCAAGAUGGGGAUCAUGGACAGGCUAUACGACAAGACUGUCCCAAACCGGCUGGUAGUCGGUGCAAGAGAUGUUGAUAAGUUUGAGAUUAAGUCCUUGAACGGAGUCAGUGGACUACCGCCCUGGGGGUACGAGGAUAAUACGACCAGAACAAACUGCAACACCUUCACAAAUGCGUACGAGGGCGUGGCUUACCCGGAUGACAUGACCCCUGAAAAGGAAAUCCGGAUCUUUCGGAACGUUCUAUGCCGGUUCCUGGAGCUGGACUACCAGGAGCAAAUCACGAUGGACUUCGGCGCUGAUGCGUUGGUGUACAAAAUCAGUAACCGGACGUAUUCACCAGGGAAGGACAACGAGUGCCUCUGUGGCAAGGGGAUCUGCAUGGACGGCCUGUCGGAUCUCUCGCCGUGUUUUUAUGGUCUGCCUCUCGCCAUGUCCAACGCGCACUUCCUGAACGCGCCUCCUGAAAUGUACGAGCGGAUCGAGGGCCUUCAACCGGACGAGGCCAAGCAUGGAGGACGGUUUCUCAUUGAACCGCAAAUCGGAGCCGUAAUAGAAACGGAGUUCACAGUGCAGGUCAACAUCGUGAUGGGAGACGUCAGCUUCAACGAUGAGGCCAAAGCCAUGUCCGGCAUGGUUGUGCCGGUUGGAUACUUUAAAAUUAUACUCCCAGCUCUGCCUGAACACACCAAAGACCAGCUCAAUCUGAUGUAUAAGACUGGACCCGCCAUCUUCUUAGCGGUCGAGAUAUCACUGUACAUCCUCGGCACCCUUCUCAUAACCUAUUCCUUCGUCCAAGUCUGCAGAACGUGGCUCUGCGCUGAUGAAAGGGCUAUUGAGUACCAGACCCCGAGCGAUGAGAAGAAGGCAACGAUAUUGUGUGUUCCGUUGAUGGACUUUGAUUCUAAAAGCAAUAGUUUCUUGUUAUAGUUGAGGACCCAGCUGUGUCAUCAUCAUUAGACAACGAAUGUAAUACGUCUAGAAAGCGAACAUCGAGAAUCGAAUUUUCGUUGUCUGCUUCUCUAUCGCUCUUGCAUUAGGGCGAUAGAGAUACCGAAAUUUCGAUUUUCGGAGUUAAGGCCUUAGGUCAGGAGGCAGGUAACCUUAGGGGUGAAAUAGGUGAAAGUAAAGUUGAAGAAUAUUAUUCCAUUUUCGGCAAAUAAUUAAAAAAAUUAGCCAUAACUCAAAGAAAGUUGAAUAUAAGUGUUUUUUUUAUUUUGUCGAUUGAAAGGAUAAGGUAGUUGUACUGCCACACUGCGCAUAAUCGCCGUAACUGCUAUUAAGCAAGCAAAGCGGAGGCAAAUCUGACAUAUUCUGUGUACAGCAGAUUUGCAUAGGGCUGUAAUCUGUAAUAGAUCUUGAGACUAGGCAUUACUUAUAUUUUUUUUACCAGGUGGGAUUGAAACAGGAGCAUAUAUUUAAAUGAGUAGAAAUCUUGAUAUUGCAUGUAGGUAUGUACAGUCGCCAUCAGAUAUAUCGGAGCGUCCGAGGUGCUCAAAAAUAUCUGAACACGCACUCUAACGCCUUGACAAUAGAGACGUGUUCAGAUAUUUGUGAGCGCCUUAUCCGCCCCGAUAUAUCUGAUGGCGACUGUACUUAGAUCAAAAUAAAGUAAAGAUUUUUUAAGUAAGUUAUUUAAAUAAAUUUUUCAAUUUUUUUGCUCGUGUUACAAGACCAUCCUGAAUAUUAGGCAUAGUAUACGUUGGUAGGUGCUAGUAGUAGCAUAGAGCUAUGUCAUAGUGAUAAAGGUGCGUUUUAAUGUUUGUCAGCAAGCAAGCCACAGCAUGUGACUUGCCACACAUGAUAACUGAUGUGCUAUUGAAAAGUUUCAUAAAUAGCGAAAUAUUGAUAUGGAAUAAUAUCUAGAUAUACUUAUCUAUAUUAUUUAUUUAGAAAUCUUUGGAAACUUUCCGCAAGUUGCAUAAAUAAAAACGCACCAAAAUAUUUAAAAUGUGCCUAAUACAGGGUUACACCAUUUUGCUCAUUCAAGCAACUAGAAUAAAUGAGAGUAGGUAUUUAAGUCAUUUGUAAAUUUAAUUUUAAUUUACAAGGGGAAAUGCGUUUAAGGAUUUUAAGUAUUUAAUACGGAUCCACUUAGGUUAUUUUAGGCUGUAUUCCUAUCUGUCCCCGUCCCACGUGAUCAAGAUGGGGACAGAUGGGAAUACAUAUUUAGAAAUAAAUAUUACUGUGAUACGUGGAGGCACGUAAAACAUACUUACCUAAUAUUUAUAUAGGUACUUAAAUUGAGCAAUUUUUUGUGUUCAUUAAUAGACUUUUAUUAGAUUACUACCUAGAUUAUCUUAAAUAAUCCAAAUAAAAAUGGUAGGUGAUCUAUUUGCCAUUAUCACAAGUAUUUAAUUCUAUUGCAGAUUGUAUUUUAUGGCAUUGACACAUUUCAUAUAAUUGCCAAUUUCUUGCGAAAAAUAUAUGCUUUACUAUGUUUUGAUUGAUAUUUUAUCGAUUGUUGAAUAAAUGUCCUGUUUUUACUUACUUAGUAGUUAAAUACGAAUUCGUAAAUAUUAUUUUCAAUACGUCCUCACACUCCAUGUAAAUAUUAUAAGUAGGUAGACAAUUAGGAUUUUUUUGGGUUCGGAUUUAUAUAAAUUAUAAUUUAUACAAUUUAAAAAAUAAUAUGUUGAAAAUAACAAAAGGAACAAAGGUACAAAAAUAAGCUAUUGUAAAUAAAUAAUUUAUAAUAUAAAAAUUACAUCUUUCCAUUACAAAACCUCUUAGGCGAUAAAUAAGUGUCAAUAUUGCGAUUAAUUCAGAAAAAAAAAUAUUUAUUUACUUUACAUGUAAUGUAGGUAAUAUUUAGGUUUAUAACCCAUUCGAAAAAACGCAUUUAUUUAUUUUUUCCUUUUGAACGC